AUGGCAAGAUGGGGAUUAUCACAAAGUCCUGAUGGCUCGUUUUGCCUUAAUCCUGAAUCACUCCUUCAUGUUGUCGCUGGUUGUCAACAGUACCUUGAUCGCUUUACCUGGAGAUACGACUCAAUCCUCAACUUCAUUGCCAAGUCACUUCAACCUGUAAUUAAUGCUCACUCUUCACUCUAUGCAGAUGUUAAUGGUUUUCUGAAUCCCUCAAUAAUAACUGGUGAAAAUUAUCGUCCAGAUCUUCUUUUCCUAAUCCAGUCAAAGUGCCUAUAUGUUCUAGAAUUAACAGUUGGUUUUGCGUCUAACCUUAACAACAAUGCGUUGCGUAAAAAAAGAAAAAUAUCUGAACUUGAUCAACGAAAUGAGUAG
Messenger RNA from Porites evermanni, 372 nucleotides. The record is from the annotation of a GenBank genome assembly. NCBI's taxonomy places the organism in Eukaryota, Metazoa, Cnidaria, Anthozoa, Scleractinia, Poritidae.